AUGAACGCCACUUUUCAGCGUCGUCUGACGUACACCUGCAAGAACGGCGAAAAGUGUGAAAUCAACAAGCAAACACGGAACGUCUGCCAGCGUUGCCGAUACCUCAAGUGCACCGCGGCUGGGAUGAGCGCUGACUUGGUACUGAAUGAAGACGAACGAGUGCAGAAACGUGAGCUUAUCAAAGGAAAUCGUGAGCGUCGUCAUUUGGAGCAGUUGCUUGCAUUAUCAAAGGACCACCUCUUGAUGAGAAUCGUCAGAAGGAGCUUCAUGUUUGAGGUGAGAUCCUGA
This is a messenger RNA of Ostertagia ostertagi, 288 nucleotides long. NCBI's taxonomy places the organism in Eukaryota, Metazoa, Nematoda, Chromadorea, Rhabditida, Trichostrongylidae. The record is from the annotation of a GenBank genome assembly.